Oncorhynchus mykiss (rainbow trout) is the source of this 3139-nucleotide messenger RNA. The record is from RefSeq and is a predicted model, not a curated record. NCBI's taxonomy places the organism in Eukaryota, Metazoa, Chordata, Actinopteri, Salmoniformes, Salmonidae.
GGGGGUUGUGUCAUAUUUCUAGUGGUCCCACAGAUCCCUCCUUACAGACUUACAGAACAACAGGUGAAACGGACCCUUACAGAGCAGUCUAGUCCCCAACCCAGAGGUCCACACACCUCCGAACCCCCAGACAUCUCUCUCUUUCUUUCUCCUUCUCUAUUCCUCUCUCUGUCUCCCCAUUUGCCUUCUUCGGUUCCAGGUCUGAGUUCCAACCAUCCGAGGUCUUCCAUGAUGUUCAUCAGUAACAGAGUCUGGAUGGAGGAAGAGCAACAACGCAGUAGGAAUUAAAACGGGUUGAAGAUACAUUUUUGGGAAAAAAAGACCACAAGGUUUUAUUUCCUCGUCAUCUAUAAAGCUGAUUCCCUCUGCAGCCAUGGAGCAGCCCGUGAUGAAAGCCAGAUCUCCAGUGGGUCAGAUGUGUUCGGUGGUGGCACCCGCCUCGGCCAAGCAGCCUUCCUCCGCCCCCUCUCCCUCCAACACCAUGGGCCCCAAGGAGGUGGAGCUGAUUCUGGUUAAGGAGCACAACGGGGUCCAGUUCACCACCUCCACGUUGGUCAGCCCUGCUGGGCACCCCCACGGCCUUGCUCUGGGCCCCAGUCACGGACACACCCCUGUCCCCGGAGAAGAGAGGGAGACCUGGGGGAAGAAGAUCGACUUUCUCCUGUCUGUGAUAGGGUUCGCUGUGGACCUGGCCAACGUGUGGAGGUUCCCCUAUCUCUGCUAUAAGAACGGAGGAGGAGCGUUCCUGGUGCCCUAUCUGUUCUUCAUGGUGAUAGCAGGCAUGCCUCUGUUCUACAUGGAACUGGCUCUGGGACAGUACAACAGAGAGGGGGCCGCUGGUGUCUGGAAGAUCUGCCCUAUAUUCAAGGGUGUUGGUUUCACAGUGAUCCUGAUCAGUCUGUACGUGGGCUUCUACUACAACGUGAUUAUAGCCUGGGCCCUGUUCUACCUGUUCUCUUCCUUCACCGGAGAGCUGCCCUGGGUCCACUGUAACAACACCUGGAACAGCCCCAACUGCUCGGACCUCUGGGCCUUCAACAACUCCCUCAACGACACACACAAGUCCACCCCCGCAGCCGAGUACUUUGAGCGUGGGGUGCUCCACCUACAGGACAGUGAGGGUAUAGCUGACCUGGGUCUGCCUCGUUGGCAGCUGACAUCCUGUCUAGCUGUGGUCAUCGUGGUUCUCUACUUCAGCCUCUGGAAGGGGGUCAAGACCUCAGGGAAGGUUGUGUGGAUCACAGCCACCAUGCCCUACGUGGUCCUGACCGUCCUGCUGCUGCGUGGGGUCACCCUCCCUGGAGCCAUGGAUGGCAUUAAGGCCUACCUCAGCGUCGACUUCCUACGACUCUGUGAGCCUCAGGUCUGGAUAGACGCUGCCACUCAGAUCUGCUUCUCUUUGGGAGUCGGGUUUGGUGUGCUAAUAGCGUUCUCCAGCUAUAACAAAUUCAGCAACAACUGCUAUAGAGAUGCCAUCAUCACCAGUUCCAUCAACUCCCUGACCAGCUUCUUCUCCGGCUUCGUCAUCUUCUCCUUCCUGGGUUACAUGUCCCAUAAACACAGCGUGCCAUUGGACAAGGUGGCCACAGACGGUCCUGGUCUGGUGUUCAUCAUCUACCCAGAGGCCAUUGCAACAUUACCAGGAUCCUCAGUGUGGGCAGUCAUCUUCUUCAUCAUGCUGCUGACUCUGGGCAUCGACAGUGCUAUGGGAGGGAUGGAGUCAGUGAUCACAGGAUUGAUGGAUGAGUUCAAGUUUCUCCACAAACACCGGGAACUCUUCACCCUCUUCAUCGUUGUGUCCACCUUCCUAAUCUCACUGUUCUGUGUCACUAAUGGUGGCAUCUAUGUGUUCACUCUGCUGGACCAUUUUGCUGCUGGGACAUCCAUUCUCUUUGGAGUGCUUAUUGAGGCCAUCGGCAUCGCCUGGUUCUACGGAGUGGAUCGGUUCAGUGACGACAUCGAGGAGAUGAUCGGACAGAGACCAGGCCUGUACUGGAGACUGUGCUGGAAGUUUGUCAGCCCGUGCUUCCUCCUGUUCAUGGUGGUGGUGAGCUUCGCGACCUUUAACCCUCCUAACUACGGGACGUACACGUUUCCCAUAUGGGCCAACAUGAUUGGCUGGUGCUUGGCUAUAUCCUCCAUGACCAUGGUGCCUCUCUAUGCCAUGUACAAGAUGUGCACCUUACCUGGAAAGUUCUGUGAUAGACUGGCCUACGCCAUAACGCCUGAGCACGAACACCACCUGGUGGAUAACGGAGAAGUUAGGAGGUUUACGCUCCAACACUGGAUGGUGAUCUGAGCCCAGGAAGAAGACAGAGGUCCGUUCACAUGGAGGAUGGAUGGAUAGAGAGAGCGAGGGAGGGAUGGAUAGAGUGAGUGAUGGAGGGAUGGAUAGAGUGAGUGAGUGAUGGAUGGCUAGAGAGAGGGAAGGAUGGAUGGAUGGAUAGAGAGAGGGAAGGAUGGAUGGAUGGAUAGAGAGAGUGAUGGAGGGAUAGAGUGAGGGAUGGAUGGAGGGAUAGAGUGAGGGAUGGAUGGCUAGAAGGAGGCACGGCAGACAUGCGAAGAGAGUUUAUCCCGUAACAAGAGGAGAGAGAAGUGUUUGAAAUGCCAACCAAGCUGUCAAAUCGUAGUGGUCUUUAAUUUCCUCAAUGGACGUGUGGUUGUGUGCUGUGAUCUAGAUCAGGAUGUUGGUGAUGUUCGGUCAAAAUAUCAAUCUUAAACAAUGACUGUUAUGAUUAUGGAUAAUACACCUAUAUAUUCAUGUUUAAUUUGUGAGCUGAGGAAAAAUCUGAGCAUUUGGUUUAGUGUAAAAUAUAUUAUAUGAUUAUCUGUUGUAGAGGUAACUAAGAGAAAUAGUAUUUAUUACAGAAACAACAUAGCCAAUAACAAAAGGACAUGACUGUAUUUAACUGUAUAUGAAAGUGUACAUGUUUUAAGUUAAGUUUGUGACAACAUAUACCCGUUACAUAGUAAACUAGCUUUUUAUAUUGUGCCAACAGUUUCCUUUUGACACUUCAAAAAUGUGUUGUCUGUUACUUCUCUUCUGAAAAUGUUUUCAAAUGUACCGAGGGGGGGUCCACCCUUGAUAAAGAUGAGAAAAAAAUAAAUAUUAAAUAAAUUAUUUAAAUACUGAGCUAUG